Penicillium bovifimosum is the source of this 255-nucleotide messenger RNA. RefSeq lists its product as uncharacterized. The transcript has a single exon. The coding region runs from base 1 to 255 and encodes 84 amino acids. The record is from RefSeq and is a predicted model, not a curated record. NCBI's taxonomy places the organism in Eukaryota, Fungi, Ascomycota, Eurotiomycetes, Eurotiales, Aspergillaceae.
AUGGACGUCUAUAAGAUCAAGCAGGCAGGAUAUGAGAAACAGCAAAAGGGCCUUGCUAUCGUGAACACAGCCAUCAAGGUCUCGGUACACGAAAACCAGCAGUACUCCUUAGAAGAUAAGGACACUGCCCGUGAGAGGCUAGUUUUCUUAAAGUCUCGGUUCAGCCAAUCCACCAACCGUUUCGAGACAGUUCGCAAGGAGUGGAAAGCGACGUCGCAUCUACCAUCAAAGAACGAUGUGGAUGUCGACAAAUGA